Messenger RNA from Podarcis muralis (Common wall lizard), 1144 nucleotides. NCBI's taxonomy places the organism in Eukaryota, Metazoa, Chordata, Lepidosauria, Squamata, Lacertidae. The record is from RefSeq and is a predicted model, not a curated record.
UGAUGUAGGGAAGAGGCGAAGAGGCUGUUUAGUUAAUCAGGAUUGUUAGACGGAGAGAGUGGAAGCAAUUUGUUCGUGGAGAGGAGCAGCGACUUUGGAAAGGUGGUGUCGCGCGCUGAAGGGACCCCUCGAGUCCGUGUGCACCAUGGCGAAGGCUGUGUCUUGGAUCCUACUUUUUUUGGCCAUAGAAGUCCAAUUGUGCCCCGAGGUCGAAAUGUGCCCAGCCUGGAGAUACGGGUUCGGAGCCGUUGACUCCAAGGAGCGCGGCGGGAAUGACAUCUUGCCUCGCUGUUACGAGUUGGGAAAGACCGGCUUAAAGAAACAGCAACAGAAGCCUGCCGCUGGUGUACGGAUAACAAAACUUCCGUUUGAAAGUCCCGCACGGCGAGGUUCCUUCCCGUUUUUCACUAUGCUGGCUGCUGUCACAUUAGCUUGGAACACCUUCUGCCAUUUCAGGAUAAGAUACUACCGUCGCAGAAGAGACCUCCAGGAUGAGGACACAUUCGAUGAACCCCAGGAGCAGAUUCAGCUGGACUCUCCUCCACCACACCAUCUCAUUGACAUUCCUCCCCCUUAUAUUGCAGGCCCUCCUCCCCCCUAUUUUGAAGGCCCCCCUCCUCCCUAUGUUGAUGGCCCCCCUCCCUCUUAUGAAGAAAGUCAAUCACCAUCUAAUGUUGGCGCCUCUGUGUUUUUUGGGAAUCCACCCUCACAAAAUCCCCACCUAGCUUAUGUACAGUAUCGUGUACGACGUCCUGUAAAUGGAGAGAAUGGGCCUGUCAUGUGGCUUAUCUUGCAAAGAGAUGCUGCUGGGAAUGUUUCAGCAUCAUACCUGGAAUCCGAUUCUGAUUCUGAUGUUGACCGCUGAUGUAUGGAGAGGGACAACUCUGUUUCCAACAUGGUUUACUGGGUACAGUGGCAGGUCACCUUCAAGUUGCUUUUGCGAUGCAGAAAAUGGAUAAACCCCCAAAAUGAUCUUUAAGAGUGUGUUCUUCACCAACCAUGUUAGUUCUCUCAAACAGUAUUUAGGUUUGUUGUGAUUAGGAACAGUGUGGAGAUGUUCACAACCUCACUGUUGCAUACCAGUCAAUGCAGCAUUCAGGGUGGGAAAAUGCCAGUCUAGAUAUGGAAAUCUGCAUAGUUACUA